This is a messenger RNA of Fragaria vesca subsp. vesca, 792 nucleotides long. RefSeq names its product acid phosphatase 1-like. The transcript is spliced from 3 exons. Lineage: Eukaryota; Viridiplantae; Streptophyta; Magnoliopsida; Rosales; Rosaceae. Bases 1 to 792 code for a protein of 263 amino acids. Gene Ontology annotation, molecular function: acid phosphatase activity. The record is from RefSeq and is a predicted model, not a curated record.
AUGAAAGCAUUGCCAGUUCUACAACUCUUGUUUCUAGCCACACUUGUGGCCACAACCCAAGGUUCAUUCGAGCUUGACUUAGCCGACAAGAUAAUACAUCUCCUCCAGCCAAAAUCCGGCUCCGGCGGCAGUCAUGUCGGCAACAUUUCAUGCCUGAGUUGGCGACUGGGCGUGGAGACCCACAACAUCAUUGACUGGACGACUAUUCCGGCUGCUUGUGAAGGCUACGUCGGGCACUACAUGCUCGGCGACCAGUACAGAAAAGACUCGGCAGUGGUUACUCAUGAGGCCUAUGUCUACGCCGAGGGCCUGAAUCUCACCGACGAUGGUAACAAGUUGUGGGUCUUUGACGUCGACGAGACUACUCUCUCUAAUCUGCCUUACUAUGCCAAGCAUGGAUUCGGGGUAGAGGUAUAUAAUUCCACUGCAUUCAACGCCUGGGUCUUGGAAGGCAUAGCCCCAGCUUUGCCCGAGAGUCUAAAGUUGUACAAGAAGUUGUUGGCUCUUGGAAUCAAGGUUGCAUUCAUAACCGGAAGAGGAGAAUCUCAGAGAAAUGUCACAGAAACCAAUCUGAAGAAUGCUGGAUAUGAUACCUGGGAAACGCUUAUACUUAAGGGUUCAUCUUAUUCUGGUAACACAUCAGUGGUGUAUAAAUCAGCUGAGAGAACAAAACUUGAAGAGAGCGGAUACACAAUAAUCGGAAACAUUGGUGAUCAAUGGAGUGAUCUAAUUGGCACAAGCGUCGGCAAUCGAACCUUCAAGUUGCCUGAUCCUAUGUAUUACAUUAGUUGA